AUGAAGUCAAUAACUGGACAAGGACAAUCACCAUGCAGAAACCACGAGGAGGAAUUUGGGGAGCCAAUUGCUGUCAUUGGUAUGGCAAUGCGGCUGCCAGGUGGCGUUCGAUCUGGAGAUGAAUUUUGGCAAAUGCUCGUGCAGAAACGAGACGGGUUUUGUGAAGCGCCUCCCUCGCGUUGUUCCAGAGAGGCGUCUAGUAGCUCCGAUUGUGGGGGCCUGAGCGAGACGAAAAAAGGGUUCUUUUUGCAAGAAGAUCCAGCAUAUUUUGACGCUUCCUUCUUUUCUGUUCCUCCCCACGAGGCGGCUCGCCUAGACCCACAGCAACGGCUUUUGCUUGAGGUGGUUUGGGAGUGCCUGGAGAACUCGGGGGAGACCAAGUGGCGCGGUGAGAAAAUCGGGUGCUUUGUUGGCGUUUUUGGGGAAGACUGGCUAGAGAUGUCGCAUAAAGACCCCCAGCAUAUGAGUCAGAUAUAUCCCAUCGCCACCGGCGGUUUCGCGCUAGCAAACCAAGUGUCGUAUCGGUUUGAUCUGCUGGGUCCGAGCAUGACCAUCCAAACAGCUUGCUCUUCCUCGCUGGUUUGCCUACAUGAGGCCUGCCAAGCACUUAGAUCUGGAGAGUGCUCAACAGCUCUAGUAGGCGGGACAAGCCUUAUAUGGGGUCCAACUAUGACUGAUGCCAUGAUCAAGAAUAUGGUCCUAUCGCAAAGUGGUAUCUCUCAUACCUUCGAUGCUGAGGCAGAUGGUUAUGGUCGUGGUGAAGGGAUCAAUUGCAUAUAUCUGAAACCAUUGCGGGACGCGCUCCGUGACAAUGACGCUAUCCGCGCUGUCAUCCGCUCCACAGUGACCAACCACGACGGCAAGACCCCUAACUUUUCUCAACCAUGUCCUGUAUCUCAAGAGAAGUUGAUCCGGCACGCGUAUCAGGUUGCGAGUAUCGAUGCAGUUCACGAAACACCUGUUUUUGAAUGCCAUGGGACUGGAACAGCCGUUGGCGAUGUCAUCGAAGCAUCGGUUGUUGCAAAGAUGACCCAAGGAGAAGCAACAUAUAUCACUGCGGUCAAACCAAACGUCGGUCACUCUGAGGGUGCCUCAGGCAUUACAAGCAUUAUCAAAUCCAUCUUAUCCCUGGAACACAAGACCAUCGCGCCCAAUAUCCAUUUUAAGACGCCAAAUCCUCAAAUUCCAUUCAGUGAGGCAAAUCUCCAUGUCCCCUUAGAACCAACUCCGUGGCCCGCUGGCAGGCCCGAGAGGAUCAGCGUGAAUUCGUUUGGUAUCGGAGGGUCCAAUGCCCACGCUAUUCUAGAGUCCACCUCUACAAUAUCUCUGAAGUCUCGAAACGAAUCACCUGAAGCUUUCAAUCCACAGCUCUUGGUCCUGUCUGCGCACACUCCAGAUACUCUUCGCAAGCGCAUUGGCCAAAUCACCGACUAUGUACAGAAUCACACAGUCAGCCUGCAUGAUCUUUCUUACACUUUGAGUGCGAGAAGAUCGCAUCUCUCCCACCGGGCCUUCGCCGUGGUACAGUCAAAUAAACCUAUUCGAGAUGAUGCGGCAUUUUCGAUAUUUAAUACCAGUUCCCCCAAUGUUAUUUUUGUGUUCACAGGCCAGGGAGCUCAAUGGCCCGCAAUGGGGCUAAGGCUUUUGUCUAGCUUUCCAAUAUUCAAGGAGGGUAUCAAAAGGAUGGAUGAAGCACUUCAACAGCUACCUGACCCCCCGCAUUGGUCAUUAUAUGAUGAGCUAAGCCAAGAGAGUUCAAUCUCACGGAUCCACGAAGCUGAGUUCUCCCAGCCUCUAUGCGUUGCUCUGCAAAUUGGCCUGGUGAACAUUCUUAGGAGCUGGGGAAUCGAGCCAUCCACGGUUGUCGGGCAUUCCAGCGGAGAGAUUGUGGCUGCGUACGCUGCCCGAGCCAUUUCGAUGAGAACUGCUAUUAUUAUAGCAUAUUAUCGGGGCAAGGUCGCAAAACCACUGGAAGGCUUGGGUGCUAUGGUGGCUGUCGGCCUUUCCCCGGACGAAGUGGUACCGUACUUGACGCCUGGAGUGGUUGUCGCCUGCCACAAUAGUCCGAAUAGUGUCACCCUAUCAGGAAAUAACGAUUCCGUUGACCAUGUGAUUAAAAGCAUCAAGACGGCAAAUUCGGAUACACUAUGUCGGCGACUUACGGUUAAAAUUGCUUAUCACUCUGACUAUAUGAAACAGAUCGGCUCUGAAUAUGAACAUUGUAUCUCUAGCCAUAUUGAGCAUGAGCAGCAAAUGCUUCCUUUCUGUUCUAGUGUGACUGGCGACACGAUCACCGAACCUCGCAAACUAGACGCAUCAUACUGGCGACAGAAUCUGGAAUCGCCCGUACUGUUCACCGAGGCUAUCCAGACUCUACCUACCAGUGGAACCCCAGUCUUCCUAGAAGUUGGGCCACAUUCGGCCCUCGCCGCCCCUCUGCGGCAAAUCUUCCGGACUCUGCCUGCGAGGUCACCAGUCUAUAUCCCCACAUUAUUCAGGUAUGACGAGGAUGUUCAAAGCCAGCUACUCCGAACAGCGGGACAGACCUAUGCCAAUGGCAUGGGAGUCAAUCUGUCAAUUAUAAUCGAGCCGGGGAACAUUUUGACAGACCUUCCUCCAUAUCCUUGGCAGCAUGAUCGCCCUUACUGGAGUGAGAGUCGACUUAGUAGGGAGUGGAGGCAGCGUAAGUUUCCACAUCAUGAAAUCCUCGGCUCCCGGGUCGUCGAUACGACAGAUCAUGAGCCUUCUUGGCGCAAUUUAGUCACGUUCGACAAUGUGCCGUGGCUUCUAGAUCAUGUAAUUCAAGGGGCCGUUACAUUCCCUGGUGCUGGAUUUGUCGCUAUGGCAGGCGAGGGGGUCCAGCAGCUGCAUCCCGACCACGAUAGUUAUUCAGUGCGUAAUACGACCUUUAUAACGCCACUGAUAUUCCACGAGGGAGACCAAAUCGAGAUGGUCACUAGUCUCAGUCCGGUCGAAGUAGCUGACAGAAUCUCAUCCGGUUGGUACGAUUUCAAAAUCAUGAUCCAUGAUGGAGAACGAUGGACAUUGCAUUGCCAAGGUCAAGUAAGGGCUGGAUCCGAUCAUCCCCCGGAGCCAUUCUCAAUCUCUUCCUAUAAGCGAUAUGUGCCAUCUGAGAGUUUAUACCGCGUGCUACAAAGGAGCGGAAUAGAUUACGGUACUCAGUUCCAGGGUUUAGAGCAGAUUACAGCUGAUCCCACCGGGCCGAGGGCAACUGCGACUGUUCUCGGUAACCGUGGGUUGCCUGGGAGCAGGUAUGCGCUACAUCCCACGGCAAUUGAUCAAUGUCUGCAACUUAUGGGUGUGGCCUCCUCCCAUGGCUUGCUACGGCAUCUCACAACUAUUUACGUUCCGGCCAUGAUAGAUUACUUGUUCGUUGGACCUGGGGUCCCACCUAUGCUGGCAAGCGCCCGAACCAAGAGCGGCACAAGAGAUGGUCAACUUGGCGAUGCCAUUGCGAUUGUUGGUGAUCACGUAGUGCUCUCUAUUCAGGGAGCUUACCUAUUCGCGUUGGAAAAUGAUAAUAUAAAUUCUAGGACUGGACUUGCGGGCUCGGUAAGCCAUCUUGAGUGGAAACCGGACAUUGAUUUCUUGCCCUCAACAGCACUUCUGUCCACACCACAAGAUUAUACUUCACAGGCCAUGAAUAUUAAAGCCUUGGGCCAGCUAUCCACGCUUUUUAUCCUGGAGACGGCAGACCAAAUUCGAGAUCUCGACCCAACAUCAUCACAUUUCACAAAAUGGAAGAAAUUCAUCCUGGACGCAACAGUCAAUUUAAAAACAAGUGGACGACAGUCCAUCUAUCCAGAGUCGCCUCAGGGGGCAUUACUAAGGUCUGCAGAGAGACAGGAAAUGAUACGGAACGUGUUAAUCGAGACCAAAUUUACCUUUGAUGCUCCACUUGCUGAUUGUCUACGGGUCGUCUUCGAUAACUGCACAGCAUUUAUAUCUGGAGAAAGCAGCCCAUUGGAGGUCCUCAUGAAGGACAACCUACUACACCACUUCCAUGCUGCGCAUACACAAUAUGCCGAUUGGAAUCCGUUCCUCCCGUUGCUUUGCCAUUCCAACCCGGGCUUAAGAAUACUUGAGAUCGGUGCAGGUACCGGCUCAGCAACCGCGAUGGCGCUAAAGCUUCUCAAAUCCACUAGUGGGGAGCGUAUGUAUAGUCAGUAUGUUUUUACUGAUAUAUCCUCGGGCUUUAUGGCUGCAGCAAUAGAGCGAUUCGGUAAUGAGCAGGGCAUGGAAUACAAAGUCCUUGAUAUUACUCUAGACCCCCUUGAUCAAGGAUUCGAUGCUCAUAGCUUUGAUUUGAUUAUCGCUUCCAAUGUUCUCCACGCUACACCCAGUCUUCACACCGCGCUCUGUCAUGUGCAUCGCCUCCUCAAGCCCACUGGUUACUUUUUACUUCAUGAGAUUAGCCCAGAAAUCUUAAUUGCAAAUUUCACGAUGGGUGUAUUUCCCGGCUGGUGGCUAGGAGAGGACGAUGGCCGAUCAGACCAGCCGUACAUCUCACCUGAGCGAUGGGAUCAGGAGUUACAAGCUGCAGGCUUCACUGGAGCAGAUGUAACGGCAUAUGAUCAAAAACCGCCUUACCAUAUAUCCGCGAGCAUGUUGUCACGACCGGUGGACAAGAUCUCCAUUCCUAAAGAUAUAUUGCUGCUAACAUGCAAUUAUACUCGGUGCCAGUGGGCGAGUGAUGUUGAAUCGUUGUUCCGCGACGAAGGCUACACCACUAACUGGAUUACUUUGCACGAAACACCACCCAAAGGCAAAUUCAUCUUAUCUCUGCUAGAUCUUGAAGGCUCCCCGAUAGGUUCCCUGCCGAAGCAUAACUAUGAGGUAUUCCAACACUACAUAGAGCAAGUGCAAGAAUGUCAAAUAUUGUGGGUCACGCAGUCAACCUCCCACACAUGCUCAGAUCCAAUGUUUGGCUUCAUCCAUGGGCUUGGUCGCACUUUACGGGCGGAGCUGUUGCUUGAUCUCUCAAUUCUGGAGGUUCCCACAUGGGACACGGCAAGUGCAAAGGCCGUAAUCCAGGUUUGGGAGAAGAUCCAAAGAUCCCGGGCUCACUCCCUUCCAGAUCCAGAGUAUGAAUUUGCAUUGCAUGAAGGCGACAUUAAGGUCGGGCGGUACCAUUGGACACCUCUCGUCGAGCAACUCGCAAGUCCGCCUCGUGCAGAUGCAUCCCGAAAGCUGACUCUCACGACAUAUGGGCUAUUGGAUACACUACACUGGGCGGAGAAAGAGACGUCCUAUGAGUUAAAUGAGGGACAAGUUGAAGUUGAGAUGGACUACGCAGGACUGAAUUUUAAAGACAUGAUGGUUGCAAUGGGAUUCUUCGGAAAUAAAGAAGACCUCGGACUCGAAGGCAGCGGUAUUGUGCUUCAAGUUGGACCUGGUGUGACAGAUAUCACGGUGGGAGACCGUGUCGUCUUGAUGCAUUCUGGAGUUCUGGCCUCAAACGUUGUUAUCCCUCAAGAAGCUUGUAUAAAGCUACCACAAGGGUUGUCAAUGGCAGAUGCUGCGACGAUGUUAACAGCUUAUGUCACUGUUCUCUACUCACUGCUUGAGGUUGGUGCUUUGAAGAAAGGCCAGUCCGUUCUCAUUCACUCCGCGUGUGGCGGAGUCGGAUUAGCUGCCCUCCAAGUAUGCCAGGCUGUUGGUACCAAGAUCUAUGCCACAGUCGGCAACGAUAAAAAAGUAGCCCAUUUGAUGGAACAUUUUGGUUUACCUCGAGAACGGAUCUUCAACUCUCGGAACACGUCCUUCCAACCGGACCUGAUGCGUGCCACUGCUGGAAGGGGAGUUGAUGUGGUGCUCAAUUCACUGUCGGGUAACUUACUACACGCGUCAUGGGAGUGCGUUGCGAAGUUCGGGCGGAUGGUUGAACUGGGAAAACGCGACUUCAUAAGUCAUGGCAUGCUUAAUAUGAGCCUUUUCGAAGCAAACCGGGCGUUUUUUGGCGUUGACCUCGCUCAGGUUUGCAAGGAGACUCCAGAGAUUCUCAAAAGCACGCUGGCAACAUUUUCAGACUGGUAUCGCCAAGGGAAAAUCGGACCUAUCCAGCCUGUCAAAGUCUUUGACGCAAUCGAUAUUGUCAGUGCAUUUAGGUAUAUGCAGGCCGGCACUCACCUAGGUAAGAUAUUGGUGCGUAUGCCAUCUUCUGUGGAGAGCUUGGUCCCUCCUAUUAUGAAAGCAUUUCCCACAUUCCGAUCCGACGCCGCGUAUCUGCUCAUUGGUGGGCUCGGCGGUAUUGGGCGAUCCGUGUCAACUUGGAUGGUCGAGCAGAAUGCACGAGAGCUCAUCUUCCUCUCGCGCUCAGCUGGCAAAUCCGAGCAAGAUCAAGCAUUUAUUCAGGAACUCGAGGCACAAGGUUGUCAGGUUACCUGUGUGACAGGCAAUGUGACGAAUCUCAGGGAUGUAAAGGAGGCUGUUGCCGCAUGCAAGCGGCCCCUUACUGGUAUUCUCCAGAUGGCAGUUGACUUGAAUGAUCGGCUCUUCCUGCAGAUGAGCCACGAGGAGUGGGAGACCGCACUAGCACCGAAAGUUGCCGGAACCUGGAACUUGCAUCAUGCCACAUUGCAACACUCGCUCGAUUUCUUCGUCGUGUUUGGCUCAAUUGCUGGGGUAUGUGGUAACACUGGCCAGGCCAAUUAUGCCGCAGCAACUACAUUUUUGGAGGCAUUUACCCGGUAUCGACGACAGGAGGGACUUCCAUCUUCUAUCUUGCACCUCGGAGUGGUUGGAGAUGUGGGUGCCGCAAGUCGCAACUCCCGAUUCCUCCAGAGAGUACAAUCAAUUGCGUUGCAUGUGCUCCAUGAAGCCGAAGUGAUUGACGGAUUAGCUGCAGCGAUCAAAAUAUCCCCAGUUAGUUCUAAUGUAACCGGGGCAAUGGCAAUGGGACUCACACACACGAGGCGCCGCGCGGAUCUCCCCAAGGAAAUCUUCCUCGGUGGACGCGACGCUCGAUUUGCAAUUUAUCCCAAUCUCGAGUCUACCAGUGCUGGCGUUGGCGGUGAUCAAUCCUCUCAGGCAAAUGCGCUAAAGGCUCUCCUUGCUGCGAUACAAGCAGAUCCCUCUCUAACAAGCAAAAAGGAGACCGAGGUCGCCUUGAUGAAGGAACUGGGCAGCUUUAUCAACCACAAUCUGACAGGGCAGGAUCAGGAGCAAGGACAAGAUUCUGCAGAUGAUAUUGAGGCACUGGCCGGUAUGGCAGUGGACUCCCUCAUGGCCAUAGAGGUUAGGAAUUGGCUACGGAGGUCGCUGGGGGUGGAGAUUCCUACGGUGGAAAUCAACCGCGCAGGCACAUUAGGUGGUUUGGUAAAGGUCGUUUUGAAGGGACUUGGGGAAAAAUACGAUCAGCGUGCUACCUAA
This is a messenger RNA of Penicillium crustosum, 7392 nucleotides long. RefSeq names its product type I polyketide synthase. Bases 1 to 7392 code for a protein of 2463 amino acids. NCBI's taxonomy places the organism in Eukaryota, Fungi, Ascomycota, Eurotiomycetes, Eurotiales, Aspergillaceae. Gene Ontology annotation, biological process: fatty acid biosynthetic process; secondary metabolite biosynthetic process. The record is from RefSeq and is a predicted model, not a curated record. The transcript is spliced from 13 exons. Gene Ontology annotation, molecular function: phosphopantetheine binding; fatty acid synthase activity; 3-oxoacyl-[acyl-carrier-protein] synthase activity.